Messenger RNA from Octopus sinensis (East Asian common octopus), 1852 nucleotides. Its product is annotated as glucosidase 2 subunit beta. NCBI's taxonomy places the organism in Eukaryota, Metazoa, Mollusca, Cephalopoda, Octopoda, Octopodidae. Gene Ontology annotation, biological process: N-glycan processing. The transcript is spliced from 7 exons. The record is from RefSeq and is a predicted model, not a curated record. Gene Ontology annotation, cellular component: glucosidase II complex. Bases 202 to 1245 code for a protein of 347 amino acids.
CAAAUGCAUGAGGAUCAACUGGAGCGGAAAGGAUUUAGGCAGAUCGAAUCCGCUGGAGGAAGCUUGCUGCCUAAUGCUUUUCACGUAACGGUAGUAUCUAAAUUUAAGUAAAAGCUGCAACAAGGGUAGCUACAUUGAUUUAUCGAUGACUAAAGAAGUGGAACUUUGUUGGGAAAGCAAUCAGAAAAAAUAAAAAUAGUUAUGAAGAGAAUAUUUUGGAGCAAAUACCGAAUUCUUUUGUUGCUGCUGGGGAUGACAGCUAGCUUAUACAUUCUAUUUCUCUAUUAUUCCAUGUCGAAACUGGAUGCGGUCAACAGUAAUUCCUUUCUGUUAGAAAGAAGAAAUAUUAUUAAAGUGGCAGCAUUGCAUGAUAAAAUGCAGGAAAUUCCAGAAAUUUCAGUUGUUUCAAGAGUACAGCAAUCCAGACUGCACUCAAAAGUUAAAAUAAGAGGUGUAUUUCUUGAUCAAAUGCACCUUUAUUUUCCAACAAAGAACAACACAUUUCAAUGUCUGCAUUCCAAGCAACAGAUUCCAUACCAGCAUUUGAAUGAUGAUUUCUGUGAUUGCAAUGAUAACUCUGAUGAACCUGGAACUUCAGCUUGUCAUUCAUCAAAGUUUUAUUGCACUUUUCAGCUGGAAGGAUUGAAACCUCAGUUUACUUGGUCGAGUCGUGUACAAGAUGGUAUUUGUGAUUGCUGUGAUGGUAGUGAUGAAUGGUCAAAUGAAGUUUUACCUGAUAACAUCCGAAUUAAAGACCCUGCUUUAGGAGGUGCAGUGAUGCAUGCUCCCUGUGCUAAUUGGUGCCUAACAAUUCUUCAGAAAGUUCAUCGGAAGAAAAUGAUGCUACUAGAAGGCCGUAAACAUAAAGCUCCCUAUUUGGCAGCAGCAGCUAAUGUGGAAAACAAACUGAGCUAUGGUCCUGAAGGUGUGUUUUACAAACUAAGUCUGAAAUGUUUUCAAAUUCAACUUCCUCCUUAUGACUACAAUAUAUGUCCUUUCAAGAAAUGUACUCAGCAAAAGUUUCCACAACCAGUGAUAUCAAUGGGACAGAAACCUGUGUGGGAGAAAAUGAGACCUGGUUCUUAUGUCUUAAAGAUGACAGGAGGUAGUGCUCAGUAUUGCCCAGAAAACAGAGAUCGUCUUUCAUGGAUAACUUUUGAAUGUGGAGUUGUUGAUAAAGUGAAAUCAAUACACGAAGAUGCUUGUGAAUAUUAUAUCAAAUUCAGUACACCUGCUGCAUGCUGAUUUCAUUCAUCUUCUGGCAAAAGUAUUUGGGACCAGAACUUCAGUUUUUUUUACCUUGUUAUUCAUGUCUACAUUCCAUCAAGAAUUUGAUUAGACUUCAUUUCCUUAUCAUUACAUUUGGCCUAAGGACAAUUUGUUCAGUCAAUAGUCUUUUGUUUUUUCCUGUGAUUCUUAUGUGCCUGUACUAUAUAAAAAUAUAAGCUCUACAGGUAUAGUAGCUGUGAAGUAAAGAACUUUUGACUAUAAUACUGUCCAAUCUUAUUACAGGUAUGGAUGUAGAAAAGGGAAAUUGUUCUAAUCUAAUGAUCUGUAAAUAUUUAUUACUCUUUCUUUACUGAAGAGGAGCUUCCAAUGGGAAAAGCAUCUAACUAGAAAUUCUUUUUUAAAAAUAUUUAUGCAAGUAUGCAACAUUUCAAACUUUCAUUCAUUCAUGGAUAUUAUUGAAAAACAGAUGUGAAUUUCUUAAAACCAUAUUGCUGAAUAUAUUAUGAAAUAACAAAACCACUUUUUUGGUUGACAUCUACAGUUUGUUAUUUCAAAUGGGUGUACCAAAUUUGGGGAUUUUGAUGCUGUGGUGAGACCAAUUUUUCAUCCUCCUGAAAUGUAU